Molecule: messenger RNA, 431 nt
Organism: Adelges cooleyi (spruce gall adelgid)
Lineage: Eukaryota; Metazoa; Arthropoda; Insecta; Hemiptera; Adelgidae
Product: histone H2B
Exons: 1
Coding region: 54-431 (125 amino acids)
Cellular component (GO): nucleosome
Molecular function (GO): protein heterodimerization activity; structural constituent of chromatin; DNA binding
Source: RefSeq, a predicted model, not a curated record
GCUACCGGCUAACUAUUUCGACGACCCGCAAACCGUGUACGACCGCAGUUACUAUGGCACCAGGAGGUAAAUCCGCAGGCAAGGCCAUGAAGAAGUCCGGCAAGGCGCAGAAAAACAUCACCAAGUCCGACAAGAAGCGCAAGCCGAAGAGGAAAGAAUCGUACGGUAUUUACAUCUACAAGGUGUUGAAACAAGUGCACCCCGACACCGGCGUUUCCUCCAAGGCGAUGAGCAUCAUGAACAGCUUCGUCAACGACAUUUUCGAACGCAUCGCCGCCGAAUCCAGCCGUCUGGCCCACUACAACAAGCGUUCGACCAUCACCAGCCGGGAGAUCCAGACCGCAGUCCGUCUACUGUUGCCCGGUGAAUUGGCCAAGCACGCCGUCAGUGAAGGCACCAAGGCCGUGACCAAGUACACCAGUUCCAAAUGA